This is a messenger RNA of Entelurus aequoreus (snake pipefish), 2704 nucleotides long. It is a transcript of the gene cbx8b, whose product is annotated as chromobox homolog 8b. The record is from RefSeq and is a predicted model, not a curated record. NCBI's taxonomy places the organism in Eukaryota, Metazoa, Chordata, Actinopteri, Syngnathiformes, Syngnathidae. The coding region runs from base 195 to 1106 and encodes 303 amino acids. The transcript has 5 exons.
UAGCAACGGCGCAGCCAAUGGGCAUCGUCCUGGCGGGUCCACCGACUGCGUUGCCCCUAGCAACGCUGCCAAAAAAGCGCCUUGACGUCGGUUCUCUGCUCGGAGAGUAUUAUGGUCUGCCGGGCGUUCAGCGCAUGCUGGGACUGCCCCGCUAACACUAGCAAGCUAACGGGUAGGUUCGCAGCGGAGUAAACAUGGAGCUCUCCGCCGUCGGGGAGAGGGUGUUCGCCGCCGAGUUUAUCCUCAAACGCCGGAUACGCAAGGGGAGGAUUGAGUACCUUGUCAAGUGGAAGGGCUGGUCUCCCAAAUACAGCACGUGGGAGCCGGAGGAGAACAUUCUAGACUCCCGCCUCUUCGCCGCUUUUGAGCAGAGAGAGCGCGAACGGGAGCGGAGCGGGCCCAAAAAGAGAGGACCGAAACCCAAGACCUUUCUGCUCAAGGCCCAGGCUAAAAGCCCGGGCACGCACAUCACCUACCCCACCCCAGGGCCUGUCGUAGCCCCGAGGACCAGAGAGGGCCUGCGAGCUGUCGUUCCUACCGUUUUCCCAUCAAGCACUGUUAACGGAGGAGACUGUGUGCAUUUGGGAGCACCAGAACUGACCUACGAGCACCAUCCGCAAGCCCUGCGGCAAACCAACACUGGAGGCCUUGAAGCCAAAAGGAGAGGCCUAAAGCCGAAGCUCCCUGAGAGAAAAAACAAGGACCAUGCAAGCCAGAGCUCUCACAAACUGCUAAAACUUCACAAUAGUAACGAUAUGAGGUUGGUUUACCACCAAUACAAGAAGAACCAUUGUCACAAACACCAUCGACAUAAUCACCUCCACCACCGGGGAAUGACCGCGGGGGGAUCCUACAAGCAGCUUUACUCAGACUCGCACAGCAGUGACCCACACAGGACUAAGACCUGCUCCGGCAUGGCACCCGUGGAGAAACCUCACUUCCCGGACAGGCCUUCUCCAACCCGGCUUGACCACGACUCGGACCAAGAGACCUGGAGGCCUGCUCUGUGCAACAUGGAACAGGUAAUUGUGACAGACGUGACCGCUAACUUCCUGACUGUCACCAUUAAGGAGAGCAGCAGCUCCAAAGGCUUUUUUAAGGGAUAACCGAUGACUUUGAAUAAUUAAGGAUAUUUGGGGGUGGCCAAACUCUUUCCGUCAAAGGAUACGUUUUGUACACUAAAGAUGCUAAAAGCAAUAUAAACUAUCUAAACAUAAUGUCCAAGAUUUUGUCGUAGUUGACAAAGCACAUUAGUGUAAUCCCCCAAAAUAUAUUCAAAAAAAUAUUUUUGAUCAUUUGGACUGAUUCAAAAAUUGAGCUUUGUGCUGAAAAUGGCACUAUACUUUGGACACCCCUGGUGUAAAAUAUGUCAUGUACCGUAUUUUUCCGAGUAUAAGUCGCUCCGGAGUAUAAGUCACACCGGCCGAAAAUGCAUAAUAAAGAAGGGAAAAAACAUAUAUAAAUCGCACUGGAGUAUAAGUCGCAUUUUUGGGGGAAAUUUAUUUGAUAAAACCCAACACCAAGAAUAGACAUUUGAAAGGCAAUUUAAAAUAAAUAAAAAAAUAGUGAACAACAGGCUGAAUAAGUGUACGUUAUAUGAGGCAUAAUUAACCAACUGAGAACGUGCCUGGUAUGUUAACGUAACAUAUUAUGGUAAGAGUCAUUCAAAUAACUAUAACAUAUAGAACAUGCUAUACGUUUACCAAACAAUCUGUCACUCCUAGUCGCUAAAUCCCAUGAAAUCUUAUACGUCUAGUCUCUUACCUGAAUGAGCUUAAUAAUAUGAUUUGAUAUUUUACGGUAAUGUGUUAAUAAUUUCACACAUAAGUCGCUCCUGAGUAUACGUCGCACCCCCGGCCAAACUAUGAAAAAAAACUGGGACUUAUAGUCCGAAAAAUACGGUACAUAUGUGUACAUACAGUUUAAUGUAUAUUAGCCAAAACUAAUGCAAGUCCUGUUAGACAUGCUUUUUUUGAAACCCCUUGUAAAAUCAACAUUUAACAAUCACAUUGCUUUUUCCAUUUUUGGAUUUAGAAUAAUUAAUUUAAACCGCACCCAAACUGAAUCAAUUAUUGGGAAUUUUUUUAUUUUUUAUAUAUAUAUAUAUCAAUGAGGUAUCCUUAUGUACAAUAACAUUACCAUUAAUAAUUCACUGAUAAACAAGAAGUAGUUAUUUACAAGAUGAGUUCAAGUAAGUAUAUACAAAAUUCAAUUGAUUUAGAAACAUAGCAGGCCCAUGCGCUGUCUUGCCUUGACAUGCCCUGCAUAUCAGCGCCCCCUGUCUACGUAUGUUGUUACUGCAUGCAUGCAGCGACCCCAAAUAAAUGCCCUAACAUGUUUAAUUGUCAGCUAAUCAUGUUGUGUUCAGGCCUGACUAAACACUUUACUAACAACAGUUUUACAUGUGUUUGAACAGGAUUUCCAAUAAACGAAACAUUUCAUGCUUUCAGUUACAAAUCCCUUCUGGUUUGUCUUUUUUUAGAGUCAAAGGUCAAUGUCAGGUGAUGUCCUCAUGUAAUGUAAAAAAAAAAAUCACAAAACCCGGAAAGGGACAAGCUGUAGGAAAUGGAUAGAAGUGUCUUUGGAGUUAUUUAGUUAACAGUGCUUAGAAAUCUUGGAUCAAACCCAAGUGUUGCUUCCGCUGCAUACACAACAAAAAAAUACCGCAGAAGUAAAGUUUAGAUCCAUGAAGGAAAGAAGAAAG